Messenger RNA from Moesziomyces antarcticus, 2127 nucleotides. RefSeq lists its product as uncharacterized. Gene Ontology annotation, molecular function: RNA polymerase II cis-regulatory region sequence-specific DNA binding; DNA-binding transcription factor activity. The coding region runs from base 1 to 2127 and encodes 708 amino acids. Gene Ontology annotation, biological process: regulation of transcription by RNA polymerase II. NCBI's taxonomy places the organism in Eukaryota, Fungi, Basidiomycota, Ustilaginomycetes, Ustilaginales, Ustilaginaceae. The record is from RefSeq and is a predicted model, not a curated record. The transcript has a single exon.
AUGACUUUGACUCCUCUCUUUGGCAGCCUCUUCAUUAGUUUGGGUCGACGCGCACACCUGCACAUCAUUGCCCGGAAGCUGCAUUCUGCGGGGCGUGGUCCCUCGGCCACGACCACGUCACCGUCCGCCGCAUCUCCUUCAGCUACAGCUCUUUCAACGCUGGAUGCAACAGCGCUCCUGCAAUCGGGCGACGUUCACACCCCUCUGAUCUCAUCCGCAGCCCAGGAUGGCACUCUCGACACCGAGGCCGUCCCAGCCGUGAGGCCGCCAUUGGUCUCCACGGACACGAUCUCCAAUGACCUGGCAGCCAGUCUCUCCGCCUUUGCCAACCCAGCGACUCCAAUCGCCGCCGACGUCCUACUUCCCUCAGUUCCACCUCCGAAUCCUGAUACGACUACCGGCUCAAUGCUCGAUGCACAGGCCAUCCAAGCCCAGGUUGAAGCCCUGAUUCAGUCAACUUCGAGCGCGGUCGCCGACAAAGCUGUUGCAAGCCAGCCUCCUUCGAUACCCUCUCUUCCUCCCGCAUCAAUCUUGCCAGCACCUCUGUCUCAGCCUCUGCCGCCUGUCCAUGGCGUCCUGGAAACUGCUCCGCAAACAUACACGCGUCCAAGCUUGCAGCAAUCAACCACCGCCUCUGCCGCCGACACGCCCGACGCAGCCGCUCUCCGUGCAACUUCAGCGUCGCGACCCAACACUGCAACAGGCGCUGGCUUCGAGAAUACCUUCGCACAGUAUCAGUUUCCGCAGAGCGCAGAUCGAGCCCUCAACAUGAGUGGGCGAAACGCUGAGGCGGAAGGCGCCCACUUGGACGGCACACAAUCGCCUCCGACAGGUGCAAACAAUGGCGAACAAAGGGUGAAUACGGCCGUGUCCAAGAUGACGCGAGAGGAGGAUGAGCAGGCAGCCGACGCGCUGAUCGCCGACAUCGAUGCUCCCGCUGCUGCUGCCGGAACCUCGCAACGCGUCAAAGCAGAAGCAUUCUCAGGAGCCGAUCUAGCUGCUGCCGCCAAAGCUAUAGGAUUGGAAGCGGAUGCAGAUCUUCUCGGAGGCAUGGACCAGGACCAGCGCGCAUUGGCUGCAGCCAUCAGGCGUCUAGGCGACGAACACGGCGAGGCUGCACAGAAGGCGAUACAGCAGGCCGCUGCUGCCGCCGCGGCUGCGGCAGCAGCUCGAGCCUCGCAAGAGCUGGCAAGAGCAGCUGCGAGAGAGCAACGCAGCGACGAAAAGAUGUCGCAUCGAGCUCCGGAUCUUGCCAGAUCAUCGACGCCAGCGUCAGCAGCCUCGUCAUCAUCGCGAGCACGUUCGGGCCCAUCGAAGCGGUUCCCAUGCCCGAAAUGCGACAAGGCGUUUGCACGAGCCUACAACCUCAACACGCAUCUUUCGACGCACGACCCGGACCCGAAUCGGUCCAAGCCGUUCGCUUGCCCCUACCCGAGCUGCAAAUCGGAAGGCGGGCGCUCCUUCAGUCGCAAGCACGACCUUCAGCGUCACGUCGCCAGCAUCCACGAGAACGAGGCGGAGCCAGGCAUUCACGGCGAUCCGGAGGAGGUGGUUGGCGGAGACACGGGCGGGCUGGUCUCGUUGGGUCUGGGCACGCCUGGUAAGAAGUUCCGCUGCAACAACUGCGGGCGCUCCUUUGUUCGAAGGGACGCGCGCAAUCGUCACCAAUGCGAUGGGAGCGGCAGUCCGUCGGAUCGCCUGUCCGAAUCGCCAUCCAGCUCCACGUUUGCAUCCUCGGCGUCGCCGCGGCCGAGCGCGUCGCAAAGCAUGGUCGGUGGUAGCGCCGUCACGCUGCCACCGAUUCGACCCAUGGUCUCUGCCUUGCAUGCGGCGGCGGCAGCCGGCACGCCCCUCGCGCGAUCGAGCCCAUCACCCGCUGCUGGUCGACCUGCGAAUAGCCUGUCCAAGGAGGUGCAGGCGGUCGCCAAACAGUUGCAGGCUCGAGUCGAGGCGCAGUCGCCCGGUCCCCAGGGCCAUGCAAGCUCGCAACGCAACGCGCCGCCGCUUGCGUCGGGCGAGCGCCGCAACUUUCCGCUGUCGGCCAUCUCUCUAUACGCAUCGACGGGCACGCCGCACUCGAGCUCCAGCUCCUCCAGCAGCAGCGGCAAAGUCCAGAUCGCCAAAUGA